GAGCCAAAGUCGACUACCGUCCAGAUACGGGCGAGGAAUUCCCUAGGACGACCCUGUGCGACGAACCCUUACGCUUGGCGAUAAGGAACAAGCACAUGGACAUCGCCAGGCUCCUGUUAGAACACGGAGCCGACCCUAACAAACGGUACUUUUUCGGGUCAGAAAUAAAUUUAAUCAACGACCUGCAAUACCUAGAACUUCUAUUGACUUUCGGUGCCAACCCUGACAGUCGGGACAGGGCCGGACUUACGCCUUUAAUGAAAGCAGCGAGACAACCGCAGGGAAUGGAAUCANACGCAGUUGAAAACAGCGAAGACGGCGCCGACUUCACGGUCGACAUGCGACCAGAAGGUGGAUUCUCCUGGGACCCCUAUGUCAAAAACUACCUCCUGGGAAUUAGGAAAUACAUCCUCAAAGACGACUUAAGUUCCCUCCCUCAAGCUAAAGCCAAACUCAGCAGAUUGUACUGGGCAGGAAAAAUACUACAGGCCGUUUCCAUGUAUUUUGUCCUGAGAUUGGCACUAUGGUAGUACAUUAUUUGUCAGUAUUCUUUCUCAUUAAAAAAGACAACAUUAAUUCGACUUCCUCAUACGUCCUUACUAUUAUUUUUUUAAUUUAUCACUCUUAUUAGGGAUCGCAUUUGCAUUUUUUUUAUUAUUCUUGUAUAUACAUGUAUGUAUUAUGUCCUUUUUUUCGUUGUGUAACUGUACUUCACAAAACAAAUUUAAUAAUAAAAUAAAUACUACUGCUUAUAUCAAA
Molecule: messenger RNA, 759 nt
Organism: Agrilus planipennis (emerald ash borer)
Lineage: Eukaryota; Metazoa; Arthropoda; Insecta; Coleoptera; Buprestidae
Exons: 4
Coding region: 96-530 (144 amino acids)
Source: RefSeq, a predicted model, not a curated record